UGCCCCCCCUCUUUCUCGUCUUCCUCCAUCCCAGCUUCAUCCGCCUCCUCCUCUCGCUCCCUCUCCCCAGCAAGCAAGUUCGAUGCGAUCGGCUCUGGGCCCUGCCGUGAGUUGUCGGUGCGGGCGACAGCGCUGCUGAACAUGGCGUCGGACGGGAUGAUUUUAACGAACCACGACCACCAAAUCCGGGUCGGAGUCCUGACAGUGAGUGACAGCUGUUACCGAAACCUGGCAGAGGACCGCAGCGGCGUCAACCUCAAAGAUCUCGUCCAUGAUCCAUCCCUGUUGGGUGGUAUGAUUGUGGCCUACAAAAUAUUGCCAGAUGAAAUAGAUGAAAUCAAGGAGACUCUGAUGGACUGGUGCGACGAAAAGGAGCUUAACCUCAUUUUAACCACCGGAGGUACCGGCUUUGCUCCAAGAGACGUCACACCGGAGGCCACAAAGGAGGUGAUUGAGCGUGAGGCUCCAGGCAUGUCGCUGGCGAUGUUGAUGGGAUCUCUCAACGUCACACCACUAGGCAUGCUCUCCAGACCUGUGUGCGGAAUCCGAGGGAAGACCCUCAUCAUUAAUUUACCAGGAAGCAAGAAAGGCUCCCAGGAAUGCUUCCAGUUCAUCCUGCCGGCGCUGCCGCACGCCAUCGACCUCCUGCGCGACGCCGUGGUGAAGGUUAAGGAGGCGGCGGAUGAGCUGGAAGACCUGCCGUCGCCGCCACAGCCUCUCUCCCCGCUGCCCAACAGUUCGCCACGGCGUCAGACGGAGGACAAGGGCGUGCAGUGCGAGGAUGAGGACGAAGAGAAGAAGGACAGCGGCGUGGCAUCCACGGAGGACAGCUCCUCCUCCCACAUCACCGCAGCAUCCAUUGCUGCCAAGAUCCCAGACUCCAUUAUUUCGCGGGGUGUGCAGGUGUUGCCCAGGGACACGGCCUCUCUCAGCACCACUCCCUCGGAGUCGCCCCGGGCACAGGCCACCUCGCGGCUCUCUACCGCGUCCUGUCCCACUCCCAAAGCGCGGCUCCCCUCCUGUUCAUCUACCCUAAGCAUUGCUGAGGCCUCACGGAGAGAAUUCAGGGCUCACCUGGAUGAGGUCAUCACGCUCAAGUCAAGGUACUCUACCUUGGACCAGCUCCAGUGUAGGUUGGAGGGGCUUAAAGAUGAUCGCAGGAGGACCUUCAGCUCUCGAGUGCAGUCACGAUGCAGCAGCAAAGAGAAUAUCCUAAGAUCAAGUCACAGUGCUGUGGACAUUACCAAGGUGGCCCGGCGACACCGCAUGUCCCCUUUCCCCCUCACCUCCAUGGACAAGGCCUUCAUCACUGUGCUGGAGAUGACCGCCGUCCUGGGCACUGAGAUCAUCAACUACAGAGACGGGAUGGGUCGAGUCCUAGCUCAGGACGUUUAUGCCAAAGACAACCUCCCACCCUUCCCUGCCUCUGUCAAGGAUGGCUAUGCUGUGAGAGCCGCCGACGGCCCGGGCGACCGCUUCAUCAUCGGAGAGUCCCAAGCAGGCGAGCAGCCCACCCACACCGUGAUGCCUGGGCAGGUGAUGAGGGUGACAACCGGCGCUCCUAUCCCCUGCGGGGCUGACGCCGUCGUUCAGGUGGAAGACACCGAGCUCCUCCGCGAGUCCGAAGAUUUUGUCUUUCAGGGCACAGAGGAGCUGGAAGUACGAAUUCUAGUCCAGGCUCGGCCAGGCCAGGAUAUCAGGCCUAUCGGUCAUGACAUCAAGCGCGGCGAGUGUGUGCUGGCCAAGGGCACCCACAUGGGCCCCUCUGAGAUCGGCCUCCUGGCCACGGUGGGAGUCACGGAGGUGGAGGUCCAGAAAUUCCCCGUAGUGGCUGUCAUGUCGACGGGAAAUGAGCUGCUGAACCCAGAGGAUGACCUCCAUCCUGGGAAAAUCAGGGACAGCAAUCGCUCCACCCUGCUGGCCACCAUCCAGGAACAUGGCUACCCGACCAUCAAUCUGGGCAUUGUGGGAGACAACCCCGAUGACCUUCUCAAUGCUCUGAAUGAAGGCAUCAGCCGUGCUGAUGUCAUUAUCACCUCAGGCGGAGUAUCCAUGGGAGAGAAGGACUACCUUAAGCAAGUGCUGGAUAUAGAUCUUCAUGCUCAGAUCCAUUUUGGCCGGGUCUUCAUGAAACCAGGGCUCCCAACCACCUUUGCCACGCUGGAUAUCGACGGUGCUCGCAAACUCAUCUUUGCCCUCCCAGGUAGAAACCCCGUAUCCGCUGUCGUCACCUGUAAUCUUUUUGUCAUCCCCGCCUUGAGGAAGAUGCAGGGUAUUUUGGACCCAAGGCCAACUAUCAUCAAAGCGAGGUUAUCUUGUGAUGUGAAGCUGGAUCCUCGCCCUGAAUACCACCGCUGCAUCCUGACUUGGCAUCACCAGGAGCCUCUGCCGUGGGCACAGAGCACAGGGAACCAGGUGAGCAGCAGACUGAUGAGCAUGCGCAGUGCCAACGGGCUCCUGAUGCUACCUCCCAAAACAGAGCAAUAUGUGGAGCUGCACAAGGGCGAGGUGGUGGACGUCAUGGUCAUCGGCCGGCUAUGAUGUCAUGGCCGCGGGGGGGAGGGGGGGGGGGGGUCGAAGGGUCGCCGUCAUUUCUAGCGAGGGUCGUAACGGCGGUUCACAGUGCAUGUCCACAUAUCAUUGACUAUUCUGUAAUAUGCAACGGCACAGCUAGUUUUUGUUGAUUUGGAGAACAUUGAGGUAUUGUCGACAUCUCGAUCACAGCCUAGAUAUACUGUAUAAGAAAACAUUGAUUUAAGAAGAUUAUAGUAUUUCAAAGAAAGAAAAUAUAACUUUUAAUGGAAAAAAAAUCUAAUUAUAAAAAGAGAUUUAUUCUGUAAUAUAUUAUUAUGAUUAUUCUUCUUAUUAUUAUGAUUAUUCUUCUUAUCAUUAUUAUAUUAAGGCAACUUUGUUCCUUUCAUUGCAAUUGCUUUGUGUGUUCAAUGCUAGACCUUAUCUAUAGCAGUAGCAUUUUAAUAGACAGCUGUAGGUGCCUGCCAGGACAGAAAAAAAAAAAAAAAGAUUAUUUUCUCACCUUUAGUGUAAAAAAAAAAAAUACCCUUAGCCAUUUUUUUGUUUUUGUUUGUUUUUUGAAAAUGAAGUAAAAUACUGAUGAGGACUCCAGAUUUCCCAUGGUGCUGCAGUUAGGAGGAAAAGGGGGACACAUCGAGGUCUUUUUCUCUUUUGAGCGCCCUUCAAGGUGACACUUUUUCUCUCGUUAGUAUGCAUCAUAUUGGCUUCACAAAGAGCUUUGCUUGUCGUUUAUCUUGUGAGUCUUGUUUAUGUGCGCGGUGCCAAAUGCCUGGGUGGGGGAGGCGGGGUGUAGGGCAAUGAAGCUUCCUUAAAUUUGCGGUGACCAGGUGGAAUAUUUGCUCCUACCCCGCCCACCACCCCUACUACAAACCCCUACCCAGGGAUAAGCUUGGGGGGGAGGUGAAAUAUAUUUUAUUUGAGCAACUAUUUAAGGGAAAAUUAAAAAAAAAAAAAAAAAAAGAAGCAAGAGAAGAAGCAGCUUCUUUAAUUGCUGAUGGCCUUUUUAACCGACUUCACAAAAUUGUACAGAUUAAAGAAAAAAAAUAGAACCAUAUUGUACAGAUAUGUGACCAGCACUCCUAAGGAAGUUAAUAUUAUUAUUAAGCAAUGAGGAGACAUUGAACAACGCUGUACUAUAAACGUUUUCUGUAAUGAUGCUGAAACUGAUGAAAGAGACUACGAUAAUAAAAAUCCUUGAUCAUUAUGUAAAAAAAAUAAUAAUAAUAAACACACACAAGGUUA
Molecule: messenger RNA, 3774 nt
Organism: Phyllopteryx taeniolatus (common seadragon)
Lineage: Eukaryota; Metazoa; Chordata; Actinopteri; Syngnathiformes; Syngnathidae
Gene: gphnb
Product: gephyrin b
Exons: 25
Coding region: 142-2541 (799 amino acids)
Biological process (GO): molybdenum incorporation into molybdenum-molybdopterin complex; Mo-molybdopterin cofactor biosynthetic process; establishment of synaptic specificity at neuromuscular junction
Cellular component (GO): cytoplasm; cytosol; postsynaptic specialization
Molecular function (GO): molybdopterin molybdotransferase activity
Source: RefSeq, a predicted model, not a curated record